UCCCCACUGAGGUUACAGUCUGUUUGUCAGAUUUAUUUUUAGUGGUAUUUAGCGAUCCUGAUACCUGUGGGGGGGGAAAAGGAGUGUCAUAAUGCAUUUAAGAAUCACAUAAAAACCUAUCAGGUUUUUCUAACGUCACACAGACAGUGUUGCAGUAGUCGGUGGAGAAGUCACAACCUCUACAGCGUUAAAUAACUUACACACGUGCCAGAGGCACUCGGGCGCUUGUUUUUGCAGGUUACCAUGCUUAAGGAAUGCGUUUCUUUGCGAGAUAUCCAGUGUAAAUAUUACUUCAACGUAAGUUAAAAAAAACAGUUUCAUUCAAGUAUCGUACACGAGAAGUUAAUUCAAGGAUGAUUUGAAAAACACACAGAAGUGACUCACCAAACUGUUAUUUAUGUGAAAUAUGAUCCCCAAUUGAUGCGAGAGCAUCAGAAACCUUUCAAAACAGCUGAAAUCGUGCUUUUCAUAAUCUCGAGAUUGAACUCUGUCCGCACUUCUCUCCGCUUUGGGUCUCCGGGUUACACAGGAAGGGUUAAUCACUAACACACACUGGCCAGUUAGAGCACAGCUCUACACAUUUCUUCCAGCAGAGGGGGGAGGACACACAGUCGCAACCAUGAGGGGAAAAAAAAACUUGAGACAAAAAGUCAUCAAGGUUGCCUUUAGGUGUUAACUGAGAUCCAGAAUACGGUUGUUUGCUCGCCCAAAAGACAGAGAAAAAGAACUAGGAGUCAAACAUUCGUUAAACACACUUUCAUUGAGUUAUAUUUCCAAAUUGUGAACAGCAGCUACUCUGCACUCGUGGCUUCGACCGGGCCGAUUUGUGGCAGUGUGGGCGCUGCGCUGUGCUGUACCCAGAUUUGUUCAGAUUAACACGACCUGGCCUCACAAUGCAGCUUUGUUGCUGAAACAGAUUAACACGUCAAAUGACCGGAGCUGUAGGAGUCCUUUGCUCCCCUUUUCUUUCCGGCUUCAUUCCACCAAACGCUGCUGAUCUCACUGAUGGAAGGAGGUGUUCAUUUGGUGUGAUCUGUGCUCAAAUUGGCCUCAUGAGAUCAUGGUUGAUUGCUGACCUUGAGCUCGGUCGAGGCCCAUAACGAACACCGGCACGCUGGUUUCCUUCAUGUCCCGACGCAGUCCACCAGCCAGGCGGCCAGCGAGCAGCGAUGACCGUGACGUACUCCCGCAGGGUUGCCGACGCGGGUCUGGGGACCUUCUUUCACCUGCUGCUGCGCUGGAAGGGCAGCAUUUAUAAACUGCUGUACAGAGAGCUCAUCAUCUUCACUCUCCUCUACUACUUCUUCAGUAUUGUUUAUAGGUUUGUGAUGAACAAUGACCAGAAAAGGCUGUUUGAGAAGCUGUCGAUAUACUGUGACCGCUACGCAGAACUCAUCCCGGUGUCUUUCGUGCUGGGUUUCUAUGUCACCUUGGUCGUGUCCCGCUGGUGGGGCCAGUUUGAGAACGUCCCCUGGCCCGACCGCUUAGCAGCGCUAGUGGGCGGCCACGUUCGGGGAGCCGACGAGGCCUCCAAGCUGACCCGACGGACCCUGAUGCGAUACGCCAACCUCUCUGGUGUGCUCAUCUACCGCUCCGUCAGCACGGCCGUCUACAAGAGGUUUCCCACCAUGGAGCACGUGGUGCAGGCAGGUUUGAUGACGUCGGACGAGCUGAGGCACCUGGAGGACCUGCGCUCUCCUCACAACAAGUUCUGGGUUCCCUGCAUGUGGUUCGUCAGCCUGGCGCUGAGGGCUCGGACUGAGGGUCGCAUCAACAACGACGUGGCUCUCACAGCCAUUCUCACUGAGCUGAACAGCUUACGGGCAAAGUGUAUGAAGCUGUACGGUUACGACUGGAUCAGCCUGCCUCUCGUCUACACCCAGGUGGCGACGGUGGCGGUCUACAGCUUCUUCCUGGCCUGCCUGAUUGGCCGCCAGUUCUUGGAUCCGGCUCAAGGUUACUCGGGUCACGAUCUGGACUUCUACCUGCCCGUUUUCACGCUGCUGCAGUUUUUCUUCUACGUUGGUUGGCUGAAGGUUGCUGAGCAACUCAUAAACCCUUUCGGUGAAGACGACGACGACUUUGAAACCAACUGGCUGGUCGAUCGCAAUUUACAGGUGUCCAUGUUGUCUGUGGACGAGAUGUACGACAGCCUGCCGCUGGUGGAGAGGGAUGCGUACUGGAACGAGUGUGAACCUCAGCCUCCUUACACCGCCGCCAGCGCUGAACACCGCAAACCCUCCUUCAUGGGCUCGGCCCUGGACAUCAGUGUUCCCAAGGAGGAGAUGGAGUUUCAGUCCAAUCUGGAGCAAAUUAAAGAGCACGAGGAAGCAAACUACUCCACCCCGCUGCUCGGAGGGCUGGGUCGGCUCCUUGGUGUCCAGUCCCCGAACUUCCCCCGCUCCUCCCGGGUGCCUCUGCUACGCCGCCGCCCGGGAGCUCCGCUCAGCCGCUUCCCUCUCUACCUGCACCCGGAGGGCCCGUUGACUCCGGGUCAAAGCCGCCAGCCCCCGAGCCACGAGCGAGAUGCCGACUACGCCUUCUCCAGCGUGCCCCUAUACGAGAGACCCGGCUGCUACAGCUGCCCGCAGACGCCCAUCCACUGCGGGCCCCCCGCGGUGCCCCGCCCUCGCCCCGCCCGGCGGACCCAGAACGACUGGGGCCGCAGCUGCAGCUCGCUGGCUCCUCAGACGCAGCCGCUGCCUCCCGACACCCCCGGACACGUGCCCCCGCCGCCCUCCUCCGCUUUCCCCUGGCUAAGCGAGGACGGCGAGGUCCCGAGCGCCCCUAUGUUCUCGUUCCCGGACCCUCCACCUGUGCUCUGCCCGAUAUCUAAACUGAGACCCGGGCACGGCCUGCUGUCUCGCCGCCCUCCACUCCGGCUCAUUGUGGACACCCUCCCCUCAGCGGAAGGACAGCCGGGCCCCCCGAGCGCUCGGGCCGUGGGAGGCGGGGGAGAGAGGGUGUUCUCGUUCACCCCCCCGUCCCGCAAAGCAGCGCCGAAUCCCAGCGACCCCAACAGCAGCUCUGGCAGCAUUAACGCAACGGGCGGCGCCGCGGGCACGGCGGCAAGCCUCUGCAACGGUACGAGUCACGUGAGUUUUAGUAACCAUGGCAACUUCAGCACCAACGUGAGAUCAAGCAACGGGGGCACAAACGGUGGGCCGAGCAGCAGCAGCAGCAACAACAACAACAAUGCAAACACCGUGCCCACGUCAGCAGCGUCACCGCGGCAAGGAACCAGCCAGCAACACUCACCAAACGAUUCGGGGAUCUCAUUGGCUGAGGGGGACCUGCUGGGCGUGUUGGUGGAAGGGGGCGGGAACAAGGCGGCAGGAGGGAAGGAGCAGGGCUGAGGCGAUAAGGUGCGACGGACUGCUGUUGUAUACAAGUGGCAUUCGAAAUAUUUCACACGCACUAACUGGCGUUACAUCGGAACUGCAUUAGUACUUUUUGCAAAUACAGUAGUUAAUCUUUACUUUGUGUUAAGCUCCUAAAGAACAAAUAACCUACGUUUAAAAGCAUUGGAGAUUUAACUUUCAAUUGUGAAGGAAAAAUAAGAAACAAUGACCCAAAGCCAAAAAGAGUAUAUUCCAGUCUUUUCACUAUUAUUAUUCCAUCAGUGUUAGAUCUAAGAAAACCUAUGUAACAUGUACUACGUUUUUUUUCCGCAAUAAAAUAUCUAAUC
Messenger RNA from Pungitius pungitius (ninespine stickleback), 3688 nucleotides. It is a transcript of the gene best1, whose product is annotated as bestrophin 1. NCBI's taxonomy places the organism in Eukaryota, Metazoa, Chordata, Actinopteri, Perciformes, Gasterosteidae. Gene Ontology annotation, molecular function: chloride channel activity. The coding region runs from base 1170 to 3356 and encodes 728 amino acids. The record is from RefSeq and is a predicted model, not a curated record. The transcript has 10 exons.